AUGCUGAGCGAGGCGGAGAGCGGGGCUGGCGCCGGGGAGAGCCCCGCGGGGGAGCCGGCCAAGCCCGGCCCGGGCGGGGCCGCCCCGGCCCCGGCCCCGGUCCCCGCGCCCGCCCCGGCCCGCGGCCAGGCGGCCAAGCGCGUCCUGGCAACCCAGGUGCUGGGCACAGUUAAGUGGUUCAAUGUUCGCAAUGGCUAUGGAUUUAUUAACAGGAAUGACACCAAGGAGGAUGUGUUUGUGCACCAGACAGCCAUCAAGAGGAACAACCCUCGGAAGUUCCUGCGCAGCGUCGGUGAUGGGGAGACUGUGGAGUUCGAUGUUGUGGAAGGAGAGAAGGGUGCCGAGGCGGCCAACGUCACCGGCCCGGGUGGCGUGCCGGUGAAAGGCAGCCGCUAUGCCCCCAACCGCCGGCGCUUCCGCAGAUUCAUCCCCAGGCCCCGGCAGGCCCAGCUGCCACCGCAGGAUGCCACCAGAGUGGAAGGGGCCGCUGAGCCGGUCAGCGAGGCGGAGAGAGCUGACGACACUAUGCAGCAGCAGCCCCGCAGGAGGCGCCCUCCGCCGUUCUUCUUCCGCCGGAGAUUUGUGCGUGGGCCCCGGCCUCCGAUCCAGCAGCAAGCCCAGCCGGCCCAGGGCACGGAAGGCGCAGAACCUAAAGAUGCCACCCAGCCGGAGGGAGACCAGCAACCGCCAGCCCAGGCUGGGGAGAGAGCACCAGCCCCUCGCUUCCGGCCCAGAUACCGCAGACCCUUCCGCCCCCGCCCUCCACAACAACCCACCACUGAAGGAGGCGAUGGUGAGACCAAAGUGGUGCCAGCCCCAGCAGACGGCAUCCGUCCCGAACCCCAGCGCCAGCGUAACCGGCCCUACUUCCAGCGCAGACGGCAGCAAACUGCUGGCACCAGGCCGCCGGCGGCAGAGCCGACGGUUACCGCCUCCAAAGACCAGCCUGCUCUGAGCUCUGCCGCUGGUGGGGACACCCCUGCUGCCAGCACCCCGGCCACCACUCAGGAACCAGCAGUGGAAGCCAGCAAACCUGCUGCUCCUGCUCCGGAGGGUCCCUCCCAGCCACUGCCUGAGAUCCAGCGACAGCUUGUGGAUACUUCGACGCCUGAGCCCGGAGGGGACCCCACUCCAGCCCUGCUGGUGUAAUGACUCUGCACACAGUGAGGGGAUGCAGAGAGCUGCCAGCUGGUGUCCAUCUUGCCCGUAUCCCCAAGUUACCUCAUACUGCACAGAGACCCCAAACUCCACCCGGUCCCCCCUCUCCUCGCUGCUGAUCGAAGCCAAGAAUGUGAACCCCGAGGGGGGACUGAACACACAAUCUUUAAGUUUAAAAAAAGAGACUUUUUGAGGGGCUAGUCUCCCCCCCCCACAGCUUCCUCAGUUCAAAGGGAAACUGGCUGUUGAAACUUGAGUUAAUUCCCUCCCUUCCCCCCCGAUUUUUUUGAAGAGCACUUUUUGUGAAUGUUGUGUGCAGUUUGGGUGUCAGUAAAGGAAUUUGCACAGAC
Molecule: messenger RNA, 1508 nt
Organism: Dermochelys coriacea (leatherback sea turtle)
Lineage: Eukaryota; Metazoa; Chordata; Testudines; Dermochelyidae
Gene: YBX2
Product: Y-box binding protein 2
Exons: 10
Coding region: 1-1149 (382 amino acids)
Biological process (GO): regulation of gene expression
Cellular component (GO): nucleus
Molecular function (GO): nucleic acid binding
Source: RefSeq, a predicted model, not a curated record